AUGAUUCUACUGGACCUCUGUUCACUCGAGUUUGUGCUGAAGGUGUUCGCAGAGGUUGCAGCUAUCUCCAAGCCGGCAGAUUAUCAUGGAAAACAGAGCAUGCGCGACCAGAUGCUUCAGACCAGUCAUCCAACACCCGCCGUUGUCGUGGCUUUCUGA
Molecule: messenger RNA, 159 nt
Organism: Sparassis crispa
Lineage: Eukaryota; Fungi; Basidiomycota; Agaricomycetes; Polyporales; Sparassidaceae
Exons: 1
Coding region: 1-159 (52 amino acids)
Source: RefSeq, a predicted model, not a curated record